AUGUCUCAGCCACAAGGAAAGGUGAUUCAUCUUCCCAAAGUCAGGAUGCUCAGUCGUGGCGGCAGGGUGUCUUCUGGAGUACGCAUCACCAACGUGAAGUCCAUUAAACCACCAGACCCUGAAGUUGUGAAGAAACAGGAGGAGGAGAAACUUAGAGCUCAGCUUCAAAAAGAAAUUGUCUCCCGUUCGCGUCUCUGUGCCAACAAAAGCUAUGAAUGCCUACUCCCAGUUGUAUCCGGACGACAGUACUGCUACCGCCAUAUUCUAAGAGAUCCAACAGCGCCGUAUAGACAAUGUAACCAUACCUUCGGCAAUGGAGAGCGGUGUAAUAUGCCGGCUCCCAUUGAUUCUAGAGACCAUAGAGAUCCAGGCUUAUGCUUCGAGCAUGCCCGAGCAGCGCUGUACGCUCGGCAGCGCAGCGCGGCCGCUCCACCGCCCGUCGUCACUACGGAGACUCUUCUCAACCAGCUACAGCAUUAUGUUAAGCCAGAACGUCCUCGUACGACAUCCUGUGCAUCAUCAGUGUCAGUGGUCAGUGAUCCAGCUGAACAGGAACAGGCUGAUCCACAAGUCGUUGAUCCAUUCAAACAAUUAGACGCAACAUCAAUAAACACUGCGUACGCUACAUCAAUGAUGGAGUGUGCCAGUUGUAGCGACAGUGACGGUGAGAGUGUGACGCUGGGCCCCGGCGGGGACUGUCGCGCGGGGGACCACGAGGACCUCUCCGAUACUGAAGACGCGCCCUGUGAGGACUUGCCACUCUGGAAAGCAGGAGUCUACACAGCUGAGGAAGCGGUCUCCGUAGCCAAGACUUGCCUAAAGUUGUUACAAUCUGCGUAUAUAAAGCAAAUGUCGAGGCUCCGAGUGUUAUUGCAGAGCGCUAGACUUAAUUAUUUACGAGAUAUGAAGGCGGAGAAGGAACAAUAUUGCAGUAUAAACGCACAAUCCCGUGGCGGUCCGCUGACAGUUCGCGAGCGGCGACAACUGCGCAAGUUGAAGGCGUUCGCCAGCUACCAUAGGAAGCACGGACAGGACGCUGUGCUAGCUAGGAAACUGCAUCGGAAAAGGGAUAAGCUGAGUAGUACAUCGACAGCCACGCGUCCGCUGCCGUCCCAGGCGCGGUGCACUUUCUCUGAGGGGGGAGUACGAUGUCCGGCGCACGUACUGCCCGCCGCGCGGCACUGUCUCAAGCAUAUACUGCACGAUACUAACCAGGUACUAUUCGCGCCCUGCGGCGACACUCGAGGAGUGGCUUCGUGUCGGGAGCCGGUCGCGAAGCUCCCUCUACCAUCCUCUGCGUGCCGCUACCACACCGACCCGCCUGUUUAUACUGUUUUUAAUUUGAAGAAGGACGGAUCCGACACAGAAUCGGAGCCACAGUCAACAUCAGAUGAGUCUCAUGUGGAAGAAGCUGAUGCUUCAACGGAUGACCGUGUAGGCGUCCAGGAGCUGGAGGAAGUCGAGAUGACGUCCUUCAUUCCUACUGAACUAACAGAUGAAUGA
This is a messenger RNA of Spodoptera littoralis (African cotton leafworm), 1503 nucleotides long. Lineage: Eukaryota; Metazoa; Arthropoda; Insecta; Lepidoptera; Noctuidae. The record is from the annotation of a GenBank genome assembly.